GGUUGCUAAGCGCAGCGAUGAGACGGAUCCGGCGCCGGCAGCCCAGGGAAGGGGGAGGCGCGAGCGAGAGCGCGUGGGAGCGCGGAGGCCAGAGCCGGGAGGGGGAGCGAGCGGAGAGACACGCCGGGGAGGCGCGCGGGAGCGAACGCCCGCUCGGGAGCCGGAGCCCCGCGGCAGUGCGGCCGCGCCCCUGCCCGAGCCGGUGCGGCCGCCCAGCCCCGCUCCGCCCGCCGCCUUCUGGGCUCCCGAGGAUGGAGGACUCCCGGGAGACGUCGCCGUCCUCCAACAACUCCUCGGAGGAGCUCAGCUCUGCCCUGCAGCUGUCCAAGGGCAUGUCGAUCUUCCUGGACAUACUGAGGAGAGCAGAUAAAAAUGAUGAUGGAAAAUUGUCCUUUGAAGAAUUCAAAGCGUAUUUUGCAGAUGGUGUUCUGAGUGGAGAAGAAUUACAUGAGCUUUUCCAUACCAUUGAUACACAUAAUACGAACAAUCUCGACACAGAAGAACUAUGUGAAUAUUUUUCUCAGCACUUGGGUGAAUAUGAGAAUGUACUAGCAGCACUUGAAGACCUAAAUCUUUCCAUCCUGAAGGCCAUGGGCAAAACAAAAAAAGACUACCAAGAGGCCUCCAACUUGGAACAAUUUGUAACUCGAUUUUUAUUGAAGGAGACCUUGAAUCAGCUUCAGUCUCUCCAGAAUUCUCUGGAAUGUGCCAUGGAAACUACUGAGGAGCAAACCCGUCAAGAAAGGCAAGGGCCGACCAAGCCAGAAGUCCUGUUGAUCCAGUGGCCUGGAAAGCGAUCAAGUCGCCGAGUCCAGAGGCACAACAGCUUCUCCCCCAAAAGCCCCCAGUUCAGUGCCUGUGGUCCAGGCUUAUUAGAAGAAGACAACCAGUGGAUGACCCAGAUCAAUAGACUCCAGAAAUUAAUUGAUCGACUGGAAAAGAAGGAUCUCAAACUUGAACCACGGGAAGAAGAAGUUAUUGAAGGGAAUACUAAAUCUCACAUCAUGCUUGUGCAGCGUCAGAUGUCUGUGAUAGAGGAGGACCUGGAAGAAUUCCAGCUUGCUCUGAAACACUAUGUAGAGAGUGCUUCUUCCCAAAGCGGCUGUUUGCGCAUUUCCAUACAAAAGCUUUCCAAUGAAUCUCGCUACCUGAUUUAUGAGUUUUGGGAGAACAGUAGUGUGUGGAAUAGCCACCUUCAGACGAAUUAUAGCAAGACAUUCCAAAGAAGUAACGUGGAUUUCUUGGAAACUCCAGAACUCACAUCUACUAUGCUAGUUCCUGCUUCAUGGUGGAUCCUGAACAACUAGAUGUUCCUAGACAUUUUCCUCAUGGUUCCGAGUGAAAAACAAAGAGAGCAACGGCAGGGAUGCAUGUGCACAGAGAAAAGGCCACAUGAGGACACAGUAAGAAGGUGCCAGCAGCAAACCAAGGAGAGGCCUCAGAAGAAAUCAACCCUGCUAGCACCGUGGUCUUGGACUUCCAGUCUCUAGAACUGUGAGAAAAUGCCUUUCUGUUGUUUAAGCUAAAAAGAAAAAAAGUUGAUACAGGAGUAUACAACAAUCGUGGCUAUAAUCUACACUCUCUAUAUACCUGUCAGGUUAGAAACUGGUUUUUUUGCAAGUGAACAAUUCGGUGAUAGUUAGGGUACCAUUUAGCAACGGAACUUGUAUAGUUCUAUAAUGAUCUAUAGUUAUAUCAUUUAUUAGCAUCAUAAUUCCCUGUAUGUAAGUUCAACAAAUCAAGAAAAGAGGACAGUCUUAGUUUGAGAAAAUCAGGUUCAAAUUUUUGGCACAUGAUCCAGAGGACUAAAUUCUUAUUAAAAAAUAGACAUUUGCACUUAAUGAGUUCAAAAUAUUUAAAAAACAAAACUUUAACCUCAGUGAACAAAGAAGAACUAUACAUUAAGCACAAAACUUUAGGGAAGGUAUUGGACAGAAAACAUUUCCCAGUCUCAGCACUAGAAUGACAACAGCUCUAAUGUCACUAGAACAGUUAACUGUGUCCCUAAUAUGCUCUGCUGUACAAGCUCAUAUAUUACAUAUUUUUAAUAGAAUCUAUUCCGGUAAAUGCUGCUAGUGAAAAUCCAGUACAUAUGGGAGUUUGUUACCAUGUUAUUCUCUAAUCCAAAUUCCUUUGAAGCCAUAGGUCUUCAAGGAAAAAAACUUUUAUUUAUUUUUUUUUUUUUACUGUUGGAAAACCCAGAAGGUCGAACUAAAAUUAUAUUUUUUAAAUAUAAAAUUUGACCUAAAAUAUUUUCUCCAACUAAUUUAUGAAAUACUAACUUCUGUCACUACCUUUGUAUGCCCUCAGUCCUCAUUCACUCUAAAUUAUUUUUUUCAUAGUUUCUACUAGACAAGGGCAGUAAAUUUUGACAUAUAUACACACACACACAAAUGUGUGUGCAUGUGUACAUAUGUGUGUAUGUCUUUGGUCACUUCUAAAGAUGACAAACACUAUGAAACAACACCUGGCUCAACUCUUUUAAUUUACAUACAAAGCAGAGAACAUGAAUGGAGUUGUACAAUGAUUAUUCAAACAAACUAUACACAUGUACAAAAGCAAACGGGUAAGGGCACAGUCUUUGCAGUCUCACUCUGAUUAUAUACAGUGGCGUCUGACAUACAAACUCUUCUUGAAAAGGUUGUUUAUAAAUGGUUUCAAAACAAUACAAAUUAUAGCCAGUAAAAACAUAGUAUUAGAAUCAGAAAGUACCUAAGUCUUCUAAGUAUGAGGCAGUUUCCGAAGUACAAUGGUGGUAGGACUUCAGAAAGGUUUCUGCCCUCAGUAACAGUGUUGAGCAGAAUGGCUGUUUAGAUUCCAAACUAGAAUAGGUUCUAUCAUAGUUUUUUUAACUAGAGUCAAAAAAAUAUGGUUAUACUGACCCCAGCUUUUACACAAACUAUAUAUAAAUGUUUGUGUGUGUGAGAAUGUGUGUGGAUACACAGUAUAUGUGUGUGUGUGUGUGUGUGUGUGUGUAUAUAUAUAUACAUAUA
Molecule: messenger RNA, 2993 nt
Organism: Acinonyx jubatus (cheetah)
Lineage: Eukaryota; Metazoa; Chordata; Mammalia; Carnivora; Felidae
Gene: NECAB1
Product: N-terminal EF-hand calcium binding protein 1
Exons: 14
Coding region: 18-1307 (429 amino acids)
Biological process (GO): regulation of amyloid precursor protein biosynthetic process
Cellular component (GO): cytoplasm
Molecular function (GO): calcium ion binding
Source: RefSeq, a predicted model, not a curated record